Molecule: messenger RNA, 1284 nt
Organism: Pollicipes pollicipes
Lineage: Eukaryota; Metazoa; Arthropoda; Thecostraca; Pollicipedomorpha; Pollicipedidae
Product: chorion peroxidase-like
Exons: 7
Coding region: 1-1284 (427 amino acids)
Biological process (GO): response to oxidative stress
Molecular function (GO): peroxidase activity; heme binding
Source: RefSeq, a predicted model, not a curated record
AUGCACGACACGGCGGUGCUGGGCUCCCACGCCAGGAAGGUCAACGUCACCCGGCUGCUGACGGAGCAGCGGCUGGAGGCGCAGCUCCUGGCUGAGGGCCGGGUGCCACAGCCCAACUCAGCCGCCUACAAGCAGAUGUUGAACGCGCUCUCCACGGACGAGGCUCAGGAGCUCGGCCGCGCCGGCCUCCGGCAAUCACUCACGCUGUGCGGCUGCAGCGGCUUCCGGGACAACAGCACCGGUAACGUGACACAGAGAGCGGACAGGAGCCCGCAUCCAGCGGUCCACCUGCCGUACUGCGAGCCGGAGCCUGUCCCACACUGCCAGAGGAGCAGGCCGUUCCGCACCAGCGACGGAGAGUGUAACAACCUGAUGCACCCGCGCUGGGGUCGCGCUCUGACCGGACUCGGUCGCCUGCUGCCCAACACGUACGACGACGGCCUGUUCCGGAGCGCCGAGUCGGACGCGGCGUCCGCUGCCCUGGUGGCGUUCGGCCAGUUCCUCGCGCACGACACCAUACAAACGCCUGUGUACCGGAUCAACGCGCACACGGGGCUGCAGUGCUGCGGCGCCGACGGCAGCGCGCCGCCCACUCCGCCGGUGCACCCGCAGUGCUUCCCGAUCGAGGUGGCGGCCGACGACCCGUUCUACGGCACGCUGGGGCGCCGCUGCCUCAACCUGGUGCGCUCGCUGGAGGGCUUCUCCACCUUCUACGACGUACGAGGUCAGCGCCGAGCCGAGCUGUCCGUCGAGUUCACCACGGCCGCCUUCCGCCACGGCCACUCGCAGCGUGUGGACGGCAACUCGGAGCGCGCCGUGUUCGGCGACCUCUUCCGCAGCCAGCAGCCGUCCGGCCUGGACCUGCCGGCCCUGAACGUGCAGCGCGGACCACGGCCUCGCCCGUACGUGGACGCGGUGGCGCUGUGCCUGGGCCUGCGGCUGACCACCUGGUACAGCCUGCGGCAGCUGAUCCCGGAGGAGGACGUGACGCGCCUGCGCACGGUCUACAGCAGUCCGCGGGACGUCGACCUCUACAUCGGCGGCUCCUGGAGCGCCACGCGACCGCGCGCAGGUCGGUCCCACGUUCCAGUGCAUCAUCGGGCGACGCCUUCUUCCGCCUGCGCUUCGGCGACCGGUUUUUUCUACGACAACGGCGAGCUGGUGCACAGCUUCUCGCCCGUGCAGCUGCGCGAGGUGGUGCGCCACACGAGCCUGGGCGACCUGAGCGUUGUUCUGAGCGAUGUGUUCGCCUGUCGUGCCGGAGUCGACCUGAGCGUGUUCUGA